Diabrotica balteata is the source of this 1824-nucleotide messenger RNA. The record is from the annotation of a GenBank genome assembly. Lineage: Eukaryota; Metazoa; Arthropoda; Insecta; Coleoptera; Chrysomelidae.
AUGGCCCAGUCAGAGGAUAGAGAAGAAAUUCUUAAACAACUUACAUGCGGAAUUUUCAACGAAGAUUUUGAAGACAAAUCUACUAAAUCUCUUCUCACCACGCCCACAAUCUCUUAUACGCAAAGCGAUAGUAAAACUACCAAAAUUUGGACCUCCAAUACCAUAGACGUAGAUUACGGAAUGCCAACGAGACACCGAAGAGAAACUGAAGACACGUUAAGUGCUUCGUCAACAGAGAGUACCGGAAAGAUCACACCUACUUUGGAAAUAUCAACAGCAGCAACAACUUACGAUACAGAAGUCACCACUAACGCAGUAUCGAGACCAACAUCGUCUUUGGUUCCCAUUGUCAUGAAUCGUGCAACACAAAAUAUUCCCACAACAUCUACAUCUACUAAAACCAAAUUAGCAGUAGCGCCCACCAGUACGAUCGGUAGAUCCACGUAUCUUACUACAACGGACAAUGUGACUCCUAUCAUUGAAACUGCGCAAACCUCUACAACAGUUGGAAGUAUCACAUCUACGACUGAUGCCAGAGCAAUUAAAUCUACACCUAAUUCAGUGGAUAAGGAUAUUGUUAUUGAAUACCCAAGUGCCAUUAGUCAAGGACAACUUUUUAGCAUUAUUGAAAAUGGUACCAUGUUUGACAUAAUUGAGCUGAAUGAAACAUCUGAUUCAAGACCAAUACAGACGCAGGAAGUAAUCAAUGUCGAAGCAAAAACCUUAAAACCGUCAAACAAACUUCUUCAACUGGAUGAAAAAAAUAGCAAAAUUCCUGCUGAUCCCAAAACCAAACCACUCUCAAAGAAAGACCUCUACAAGAACGCCGACCCUAAAAAGAAGAACGCGCAAAAGAAUUCCGAUGAUAAAAUCGUUAAAGUUUUAGAAGCCAAAGAAAUAAGCACAGACAGUACAAUUAAAGAAUUUCUUCAGAAACGAGAAGAAAAAGAAACGGUUGCACCGAUUACCGAAGAAAAGAAAAUGGAUAAAGCAGCUUUAAAAAUUAUACAUGUAGAAGAAAACAAAGAACCCACUGAAACUCCAAAAGUAACACAAAACACAGAAGAUGUAAAAAAGGCUGAAAGUAAAGAACUAGUUGAGAGUAAAGAAGAACUUGAUUUAAAUAAACAAGUAGAAAUUUUACCAAUAAAACAAAUAACUGACGAAAUAACUGUUCAAAAACAUGAAAAGGAUAUAGAAAUGAACUUAUCAAAAGAAGAAAAUAAAGAAAUUGAACUAAAAGAAAAUUAUGAUAACAAUAAUAAAGAAAGUAUGGAGGAAAUGGACUUAAACAAAGAAAUUGAAAUAUUUCCAGUAAUCCAUGAUAAGUCUCCUCACCUAAACAGAACAUUCAGAAAGGAAUUACCAAUGAUGGCUGACGAACCAUCUUUUGACGAAACCAAGGAAGUGGGAGAUAAUAGACUAGAACUGAUGGAUAUUGACGAACUUGGUCCAAGAAGUGAUGAUACAAAUGAUACAAAGAUUGAUCCAAAUAUCGAUCUUCUGAACAAAAAUAUCACAAAAAAUAACGACAGUGAACUUAUAAGUCACAUAGACAAAGAUGUUUUAAAGAAACAGCUGUUGCCAAAACCACUACAAGGUCAAAUGGAAAAUCCAAUUGUUAAGGAAGAAAAACUUACCGAGCAAAAAUCUAUCAAGAAAGAAGAAAAGCAACAAGAUUUCGUUAAAACAGACACUUCAACAGAGGAAAUCUCAGAGAGUGAAGAAAACAGCGAUCAUCCUAGACCUAACAGACAAAGGCAGUUGACAAGGCCCCACGGUAGGCCUUUUUAUCCAAAUUUCUUUAGCAGGGUCUUAGGAUGA